AACAAGCCCAAUUUCAACCAUCAUGGCUAUUGCUAUUGACCAGCCCCAUGUUUUCCUGAUCUUCGGCACCGGCUGGAUCGCCACGCAAAUCAAGGAACUCCUGGAGAAGCAAGGCGUGAAAGUGGUUUCCUCUGAUGCUCGAAUUGAAAGUCGCGAGCAAGUCUUAACUGCGCUCGCCAUCCACAGGCCCACGCGGGUGAUCAACUGCGCGGGCCUGCGCGGGCUCCCCAACGCCGACUGGUGUGAGGACCACAAGAUCGAGACGGUGCGAUCCAAUAUCCUAGGUGUGCUCAACGUAGUCGACUGCUGCUUCCAAUUAGGUAUCCAUGUUACUCAGCUAGGAUCGGCUUGUAUCUAUGACACCGACCCGACCCGCGCCCCGGACGCCAACUUCACCGAGGAGGAUGAUCCCAACUACGCCGGGUCCUGGUACUCGUGCUCGCGGUUAUUGAGCGAGAAUAGCAUCAAGCACUACCCCAACCUCCUCCUCUUGAGAAUCCGCGCCCCGAUCGCGGCCGACUUCAACCCCAACAAUUUGACCACCAAGCUGAUCAGCUACAAGAAGCUGGUGAACUUGCCUGCGUCCGGAACCAUUCUCCCCAAUCUUCUGCCCGGCGCAAUUCUCCUGUCCCAAGCCGGUGACACGGGAAUUUACAACCUGAUCUCCCCCUCGCCAUUCACCAACAACCAGAUCAUGACGCUCAUGAAGAAGUACAUCGAGCCCUCCCUGAACUGGGAGAACUUCGAGCUGGACGACAUGCACAAGGUGCUCAAGGCGCCGCGGUGCCACCCGGUCUUCGACUCGAGCAAGUUGAUCAACCGACUCCGCGAGCUCGGCCACGAAGUCAAGGACACCCCGGAGGCCCUGGAAGAUCUGUUCAUCGAGAUGGCGGACAAGGGAUACGGCCCAGGUGGCAAGUUGUCGCGAACCAAGCUUGCUGUUUGAACAGCUGGGAUGGGAUGAGCAACCAAACAACAACAACAUGACGAC
Molecule: messenger RNA, 991 nt
Organism: Aspergillus aculeatus ATCC 16872
Lineage: Eukaryota; Fungi; Ascomycota; Eurotiomycetes; Eurotiales; Aspergillaceae
Exons: 6
Coding region: 23-946 (307 amino acids)
Biological process (GO): S-adenosylmethionine biosynthetic process
Cellular component (GO): methionine adenosyltransferase complex
Molecular function (GO): methionine adenosyltransferase regulator activity
Source: RefSeq, a predicted model, not a curated record